Messenger RNA from Hydractinia symbiolongicarpus, 2474 nucleotides. RefSeq names its product enolase 4-like. Gene Ontology annotation, molecular function: phosphopyruvate hydratase activity; magnesium ion binding. Gene Ontology annotation, cellular component: phosphopyruvate hydratase complex. The transcript has 12 exons. Gene Ontology annotation, biological process: glycolytic process. NCBI's taxonomy places the organism in Eukaryota, Metazoa, Cnidaria, Hydrozoa, Anthoathecata, Hydractiniidae. The record is from RefSeq and is a predicted model, not a curated record. Bases 232 to 2016 code for a protein of 594 amino acids.
AAACACCCUUUUAUACCUCAACGCCCCUCCCCACCCCUAUAUUUCUUUACUGCUUCCUCAACUCAUAAGUUAAAUAGCAUGUAAGUUUAAAUUUUCGCCACUUGUUAUGUUGAAGCAGAAAUAGUCGAGUCCCUGAUAAUGUUCGCAGAUACAAAACAGAUACAAUGAACUAUGUACCAAUAUCCCCUUAAAAUAAUACAUAUAUGUAUUUAGUAAUCUCUUAGUGUAGAUAUGGCAACAGAUAUGCUGGAAUUGAAAAAGAAAGCUGUCCAAUAUUACCAUGACAACCAAAUACCUCAACAAUUCGAGAGCUUACUUAACUCCAUGUUUUACGAGCAACCUGAAGACUUGUAUGGAUACAUCUCAGAGCAUUUCGCAAAAUUAUCCAAGACUCCACGAAUAAUUAAGAUCACUUGUGCACCAUCAUUCAGUUCAAAUAAUCAUGAAAAUGUUACUGCUAAAGUUGAGUGCUGUGUAAAAGGAAAGAUUAAGACUGUUGCUAAGUUCCAAACAUUCGCAGAUAAUCAACCAAUCAUUGAACCAGUAAUAUCAAAAACACAUUCAGUGAAAGGUGGUGGCAAACGGGAUGGGAAAAACAAGGGAAGUAAAAAAGAUCAGACCCAGGAACAAGAACAUGACAAUCCAGUUGGAAAGCCAAAGUGUGUGUUUUCUUACAGGAAGUUCGUGUCCCUGCUUGAAGGUGACGUUGUUCCGUUACUAGAAGGCGUUGAAGUUUGGAAUCAACAUGAAAUUGAUAAAAAAUUAAGGGAACUAGCUUUGCAUCUCAUCCAAAAAGACUCGUUGAGUUCAGAAAUUCCACAGGUUGAGUCGUUGAAGUCGACUUUAAACGUACUUCCGGUCCAGGAUGGGGAGAGCGCUUCUCAAGUCAUACAGUCAAAUGAAAGCAUACAAAACUCAACGUCCAUUGUUGCUUCUGAUAAUACGACCACUGAUAUUCAACGUGAAGCUAACAUGGCGUGUCUGUUUGCAUCAACUCUACUUGCUGUAACAUCUGCUAGAUUGAAGGAGCUACCGUUGUAUGAAAGCCUUAAGGGUGGACUUCCUGAAGCCAUCUCGCUUCCAGUCUUUGCUGUUCCGUUAAUAAGCUGUGAUGUCUCCUCUCCGGGUAAACUAAAUAUUUUCAAAGAAGUUCUGGUGGCGGUAAAACCAUCCAUUGGCACUGCUGAGGCAAUGAAUCACGUCAUGUUGUUUGUUGACCAUGUGGAAAAGGCUUUAGUGACUAAAUUUGGCGCUUCUGGCCACGACAGAAAUUCAAGAGGUAUAUUUACACCAGCUUUCGAUAAAGCAGAACAGGUGUUUGAAUUUCUUGUUACAACUUCAAGAACAACAAUGGACGUCGAGUUUUCGGAAGUAUUUGAUCUUAUUGUAAACGUUAGAGCUGACCAAUUAUUUGAUGAUGAGAAGAAAAAAUAUGAUUUUGCAGCAGGCAGUCAGAAGUCAACAGAUGACAUGAUCAGUAUGUACAAAAGUUGGAUAGAUGCUUUUCCUGUUGUUGCACUGAUUGAUGCCCUCUCAUCGAAGGAUGAAAGUGAAAACGGGGCACUGUUUUCAGAAUUGUCUGCUCAAUGCUUUAUUCUGACAACGAAAGCUAAAACUACAGAUGAGGCAGAAACACUGUUAACGGAAAAGCACUGCGAUGGUAUGGUACUCCAUCCCGAUGGUUUUACGUCGACCAUAUCGGAUCUGUUUACAAGUGUGGAUGCAAUUAAAGAACUCGGAGGAAAUAUUAUGUUUGCUGACGAAUGGUGUAACGUUGUAAAUUCCGAAAUUGUAGUCGAUAUGGCAAUUGCCACGAACGCAUUAUUUAUCCGUACAUCUCCGAAGGACGGUGCAGCGUCCUACAUGAAUCGACUUUUAGAAGCAUACCAGGAUUUAAAAGAUAGAAAUUUGCUAACAGAAAGGAUUGACUAUGUGCAUACACUUCCAACCCAACUUUCUUUCGUCUCUGAUGCUGAGGGAGAAACGAAAGUUGAUGAAACAGCAGCAGAAAGAUAAGGUGGAAUUUCUUACGCUUAUUAAAUAUUGUAUAUUUGGACGAUAUUUUUCAUAUCUGAGAGCGCUUGUUACAUAAAAUGAGUAGUUACUGCCUAAUCAACAAAUUUUAGUUGGCUAGCUUUGAGUUUUCUGAAGUCCGCAAUGUAUCCCAUAAAAAAAAAUUCGACAUCUCGAGAUGUACUGAAUGUUCACUGUCUACUAUCUAGAGGCUUUUUAUAAAGAAUUUCUAUUCUGUUAUAGCGUGAUUUCCGCCUUAAGGUAUCCAUUUAGGCUUUCUUUUGGUUGUGAGCAGGAUCUUAUCCUCUUUGGUAUAGUUUUUGUUGUGUUAUGUAUUUUAUAAAUAAUGUUGUAUAUAUAUAUAUAUUUUUUUUUUUAAGAUUGUAUUUCAACUUGUUUAACUUAUAUUUUUAUGAUGUACAUACGAAAUAGUAAAUGGUUAAGAUCGAGUUCUCGUCUUA